This is a messenger RNA of Anarrhichthys ocellatus (wolf-eel), 1391 nucleotides long. RefSeq names its product phospholipase B domain containing 2 (gene plbd2). The transcript has 8 exons. Gene Ontology annotation, molecular function: glycerophospholipase activity. Lineage: Eukaryota; Metazoa; Chordata; Actinopteri; Perciformes; Anarhichadidae. Gene Ontology annotation, cellular component: extracellular region. Gene Ontology annotation, biological process: phospholipid catabolic process. The record is from RefSeq and is a predicted model, not a curated record. Bases 236 to 1363 code for a protein of 375 amino acids.
GUCCCACCAGUUCCCUCUGUGACAGCAGAUUAUCAUCCAACUAAUCACAACAGAUCCAAAAAUAAUUUCUCAAAAUGUUAAUUUAACAUAAAUUCAUAAAUAAAUUAUCAAAUUGUGUGUCGGUGCUUGUGUGCGCGCACGUGACAUAAUAGUCAGUCUUUUAUUUUGAAAGUACAUUUCCUGGUAUAUCAGGUGACUAAUCACCCGCUUUGUCAUGUGACUUGGUGACGUUAACAUGGCGCCCAGGCCAAACAAGAUGUUUGCUCUUGGAAGUUUUAAAGCGGUUUUGUCCGCGUUGUGUUUUUUGUGCGCGUGUGUUCGAGCUGAAAUACGAACCGCUGUUAUUGACAAACACACCGGACAGCUGUCUGUUCUCGAGGGAUAUCGAGAAGAUUUCGUGGCUUGGGCGAACUUCACUGAUGACAUUAACACAUCGGGCUGGUCUUUCUUGGAGAUCACUACCAGCAGUCGGUACAAUGACAGUGUCCAGGCCUAUGCAGCCGGUGCAGUGGAGGCUGCAGUCACAUCUCAGCUCAUCUAUAAGCACUGGAUGAACACUCUUUUAAGUUACUGUGGGCCCUUCACGUCUGUGUCUGGUUACUGUGAGCGCCUGAAGGCUUUCAUCACAACCAACAUGCAGUGGGUUCAGGAGCAAAUGGAGAAGCAGCCCAGUUCACCCUACUGGUACCAGGUGCGUCUGACGCUGCUGCAGCUGAAAGGUCUGGAGGACAGCUAUAAUGACCAGCUGUCAUUGCCAAUAGGGUCGUUCUCCCUCAACCCGUUCGGCUUCCUACUUUUUCAGCUAGGCGGGGAUCUGGAGGACUUGGAAUCUGCUCUGAACAAAUCCAGCCAAACUAGACCUCUUGGAUCUGGCUCCUGUUCUGCUCUCAUUAAGCUGCUGCCAAACAACAAGGAGCUGCUGGUGUCGCAUGACACCUGGAACGGCUACCAGUCCAUGCUGCGCAUCAUGAAGAAAUACAUGUUUGCCUUUAAAGUUUCUCCUUCAGAGGAAGGCUUUCUUCCUGGAGGAACUCAGGCGUUCUCCUCUUAUCCUGGAUCGAUCUUCUCUGGAGAUGACUUUUAUAUCCUAAGUAGUGGCUUGGUUACUUUGGAAACCACCAUUGGCAACAGUAACCCUGCUCUCUGGAAGUUUGUUCAUCCCACGGGAACCGUCAUGGAGUGGUUGAGGAACAUUGUGGCCAAUCGACUGGCUGCUACUGGCAAAGAGUGGGCCAAGAUAUUCAGCAUGUACAACAGUGGAACGUAUAACAACCAGUGGAUGAUUGUGGACUAUAACCACUUCACUCCAGGAAGGACUGACAUUAAAGAGGAUCUCUUUGUUGUACUGGAGCAGAUUCCGUAAGUCUUUGCACCACAUCUUUAAUCAAAAC